CUUCAUGCCUUCAUGGUUUAGUCUAGACUCAAGUCUAGAGAGAGAAGAAAAGGAGAGAUUGAUUCCAGAGGAGGGGCAGCUCCUCCUUGUCGACCAUUUCCGGUGUCUUGGCUCUCUCCUCGCGGUGUCUCUGCCUCCCUCCUACCUCCAACUCCUCCUCUCGGUCCUCACAGCAGAGGGAGCCGGCCGCGCCGCCGCGGGUUCUUGGGGUGCCGGCAUUGAGCCGGCCAGCGCGUCAGCAUCAGGAGGUUAGCAUAAACCAGGUGAUUCAUUUUUGGGAGCCUCCAUUAUAUUCGAUUUUCAAAAAUGUCUUGCUGUUUUAUGUGUGGGACAGACAUGAAACAAAAGGUUGAUGGUGAAGGAGGAAACAAGGUUAAGGUUUUUUCCUACAGUGAGAUGAGGAAAGCUACACACAGUUUUAGUGGUGCUAAUAAAAUAGGUGAAGGUGGUUUCGGUUCCGUGUUCAGGGGAAGGCUUAAAGAUGGAACAAUAGUUGCAGUAAAAGUGCUGUCUGCUGAUUCAAGGCAGGGUAUCAAAGAAUUUGUAACUGAACUCACAGCAAUUUCCGAUAUCGUGCAUGAAAACCUAAUUACCCUGGUUGGUUGUUGUGCUGAAGGGUCUCAUAGGAUCCUUGUAUACAAUUAUCUUGAGAACAACAGCCUUGCAUAUACAUUACUAGGAUCAGGCCGUAGCAACAUCCGAUUCAAUUGGAGAGCUCGUGUAAAAAUAGCGGUAGGUGUUGCUCGUGGGCUUGCUUAUCUUCAUGAAGAAAUCCGCCCCCCUAUAAUUCACCGAGAUAUAAAGGCAAGCAAUAUUCUUCUUGAAAAGGAUCUCACCCCAAGAAUCUCUGAUUUCGGAUUGGCAAGGCUCCUGCCUCCCAAUGCAACUCAUGUGAGCACUGGAGUAGCAGGAACAAUAGGAUACUUGGCUCCUGAAUAUGCGGUCAGGGGACAAGUGACAAAGAAGUCAGAUAUUUAUAGUUUCGGUGUUUUGCUAUUGGAAAUUGUUACCGGCAGAUGUAACCACAAUGCUAGGUUGCCUAAGGGAGACCAAUUUCUGCUUGAGAGGACAUGGACAUACUAUGAGCAAGGAAAACUAGAGGAGAUCAUAGAUAUAGAUAUAGGGGAUGAUCUUGAUGUUGAGGAGGCAUGCCGGUUCUUGAAAGUUGGUCUACUCUGCACUCAAGACGCGAUGAAACUGCGUCCCAACAUGACCAACAUCGUCCAUAUGCUGACUGGAGAGAAGGGUGUCUCCAUGGACAGGGUCAAAAAACCAGCUGUGAUUGGUGACUUAGACCUCAAUGGCAACAAUGAGCAGAGACCAACUGAUGCAGACUCAACCACAAUGAGAUCCUUUGCCACGACCGAACCAUUAACAUCGUCAGAAGCGAACACAGAGACAUCUCUGUGAAUACUGUUAUUAUUGUUUUUUCUUGUAAAUUAUAGGGGGAGAAAGAGGUGGAGAAUUAUUCUAGUGGUGCCGUGAUGCUAAAAUGAUGCAUCGAUUUUGUUAGUUGUGUUCAUUUGUUGUUUCAGUUUUUUUUUUUGUAUAUACAUUGAAACAAGGUCAUUGGAUGGAUAAAAAAAGGAAUAAAUAAACUUAGUUCCUUUUUGGUCA
Messenger RNA from Setaria italica (foxtail millet), 1617 nucleotides. RefSeq names its product cold-responsive protein kinase 1. Gene Ontology annotation, biological process: protein phosphorylation. Lineage: Eukaryota; Viridiplantae; Streptophyta; Magnoliopsida; Poales; Poaceae. The record is from RefSeq and is a predicted model, not a curated record. The transcript is spliced from 7 exons. Bases 307 to 1410 code for a protein of 367 amino acids. Gene Ontology annotation, molecular function: protein kinase activity; ATP binding.